Molecule: messenger RNA, 739 nt
Organism: Hippocampus comes (tiger tail seahorse)
Lineage: Eukaryota; Metazoa; Chordata; Actinopteri; Syngnathiformes; Syngnathidae
Product: 14 kDa phosphohistidine phosphatase-like
Exons: 2
Coding region: 21-260 (79 amino acids)
Biological process (GO): peptidyl-histidine dephosphorylation
Cellular component (GO): cytosol
Molecular function (GO): protein histidine phosphatase activity
Source: RefSeq, a predicted model, not a curated record
UGUACAAUACACAUCAUCACAUGAAAUUGUACAUGUCAGCGGAAAUCUACGAUAAGGUUUCUGAGGAAUUGGAAAAGGAUGGACUCUUGGACUGCGAAUGUGUCGGAGGGGGAAGGAUCAGACAUGAUGCCCAAGCGAAGAAGAUCCAUGUUUACGGUUACUCGAUGGGGUUCGGAAGAGCAAACCACGCAAUAACCACUGAGAAACUCAAGAUUCAGUACCCGGAUUAUGAGGUGACCUGGGAUAACGAAGGAUACUGAUAAGAACCAUCGCAAAAAUAUAAUGGACACCAGAAUCAAAGACCAUAUUCAUCAUGAACUUUUCGGUACCACAUUUACAUCCUGAUGCUAUUAUGUCUAAAGUCACUAAUUAUUUCUAUGGUUUCACUUCUCACCUUUUUUACCACAUGGUGGCAGUGGUGACUUGUGACUUGACGUGCUAGGUUGAAAAGGUCAAAUUAGGCAAGAAAUGAUUUCAAUAAAUACUACUUGUGUAAUUUGUCAGAAUCCGUUUUAUUGCCAGUGGCAGUUUUGUCCGUUUUUACAGCUUCAGUGUGGACUUAUAGUUAAAUAUAUUAAACAUUGUUAUAUCCAUACCUCAGUGAUAACCUUCACUCACAUAGAUUUUUAUUUUAAUUUUUGUUUUUGAGUUUUGGAUCUCGUUGUUUGGCACUCAUGCAUACCUAAUGUUAUGGACUCUUGAGUUCAUAUCGAAUAAAUGUACACGCCAUGCAAAAUCA